This is a messenger RNA of Bemisia tabaci, 9447 nucleotides long. Lineage: Eukaryota; Metazoa; Arthropoda; Insecta; Hemiptera; Aleyrodidae. The record is from RefSeq and is a predicted model, not a curated record.
UGUCAAGUGGAAUUGGAGAACUGGGUGAACAGCAUUCACUGCGCAUGCGCCGCGGCUUUCGCCCGACACCGGGGCAAAACUGGAACGCUCCACCUCCUCCAAGAGGAAAUCUAUCGCCUGGAGAAAGCCAUUGAAACGCAAAUGUACCAAGACUCAAAAUUGCGCUCAAUGGCCGAGCUUCAAGUGAGUGUGGUCGCGGACUCGGAGACAAAAGCUCAAAUGAAUGCUCAAAUCCAACAGUGGGAGGAAAAUCUCGAGAGGAUGCAUUGCGAACAGUUCAGGUUAAGGUGCUACAUGGCUAGUCUUCAGAACGGCGAACUCCCCAAUCCCAAGAGUUUACUGACACAUGUAUCCAGAGCAACGAAAAGCACACUCAAUCGACUCGGGGUUUUCACUGUAUCGUCCUUCCACGCAUUUAUUUGUGCUCGAUCACCAUCUCUAUUGAACAAUUUGCUUGCUGGUCGAGGUGCUACUAAAAGACGGCCACCAAUGCUAUCGCGGUCCAAUAGCGGGUCCAGUCGGCGCUCAUUCCAAUCGUCACGCGAUGAGCCUGACAAGACUGUUAAAGUGUCUUUGCCCAAUGAUCAGAGUGUUAUCGUGUAUUUGCGUGAAGGGAUGACAGUAGAAGAAUUUUUAGCAAGUGCUUGUAGCAGGAAAAAUUUGAAUCCAAUGGAACACUUUGUCCGAGUCAAAAAGCGUCGAGAGAUGGAAGAUCAUAAUUACUUUGUGCCUCACAGAACAGACCAUAUAGAAACCUAUCUAAACACUCAUGAGAUUGUUGAAGUUUGCGCAAAGAUACUUUACCAGGUAGAAUUGCAACGCACAUCCCUAGGUCAUAUGUGGGGCUUCUCGGUUGAGGCUGAGUUGAUAGAGAAUGCAGACAGACAAGAUGAACUUUGUUGUUACGUCAGUCGGGUUGAAGACAAGAGUGUUGCGAUGCACAACGGUUUAAUCAAAGGGGAUGAAAUUAUGGUAAUUAAUGGUGCAAUAGUGAGCGAUUUAGACAUGAUGUACCUCGAAUCUGUGCUGCAAGAAGAGCUCUCCUUGUGCAUGAUGAUGCGGUCAUCAAGGACAGCUGCACCGGAAGUGACAGCGUCGCAGAUGAGAAACAUAGCAAUGCACACGGAUGACAUGAUUCAGUCAUUAGUCUGCCCCCCACCCCCGUCAGAGCCUCCCAUCAUCAGCGAGGAGAUGAUUUCUGGUCUAAUUGUCCCUGCACCAGGUCAAGAAUUGCACUCGCCAGAAAAAGAAUAUGGGCCAGGGAUAAUCUCAGACAGCAAUGCCAAGCAAACUUCAAGGGCCAAUUCACUGGAAAUAGAAAACUUGAUCAAAAGUGCUGGUGAAGUUACAGGGUUUUGCCGUUCACCUGUGGAGACUCCACGAAGAGCAAGCCCAACGGGUAGCGUUGUGUCAAAUACCAUCUUAACACCAAGUCGGCAGCUAACAGAUGCUGAGAAAUUAAGAAAAGUAAUAGUAGAACUGAUAGAAACGGAGAGGACUUAUGUGAAGCAUUUAAAUAUUUUAUUAGAAAAUUACUUGGAGCCUCUGAAGAAAGAAACUUUCUUGUCCAGCGCAGAAAUCAACACUUUGUUUGGAAAUAUUCAAGAAAUCGUCGCGUUCCAGCGACAGUUCCUACAAAAUUUGGAUGAAGCAUUAGAAGUUGAGCCAGAUUUUGAGCUCUUCCAACAGCCUAGUCAAUUCAAAAAUGUUUUAUUUUCUAUAGGUAGUGCAUUUCUAUAUUAUGUCAAUCAUUUCAAGCUAUACUCCUCAUUUUGCGCAUCCCACUCAAAAGCUCAAAAAGUCCUCCACCCGAACCAAGGGAACCAAGCACUGCAAGAGUUCCUCGCGGCACGCAACCCCAAACAGCAGCACUCAUCCACUCUGGAAUCAUAUUUAAUCAAACCCAUUCAGAGGAUACUCAAAUACCCAUUACUUCUGCAGCAGUUGCGGAACCUAACUGACCCUCAGACGGAUGAACAUUUGCAUCUUGUUGAAGCGCUCAAAGGCAUGGAGAAAGUGGCCGAGCACAUCAAUGAAAUGCAACGAAUUCAUGAAGAAUAUGGUGCUAUUUUCGAUCAUCUGUUCAGGCAACACCAAAAGUCCUGCAAACAGGUGAUUGAUCUGAGUCCCGGCGACCUUCUCUAUUACGGUGGAGUUGAGUGGCUCAAUAUCUCAGACUUUUUAGGUAAAAUCAAGAAAGGCUUAGAGCUGCACGCAAUGUGUUUUGUAUUCAAGUCGGCUGUCGUCUUCUUAUGCAAAGAACGGUUGAGACAGAAAAAGAAACUAAUGGGUGUUGCAAGCAAAAGUAAUUCCAAUGAGGUGGAAAUAAUCCGUUACCAAGUCCUGAUUCCUGUCACCGAAGUUCAAGUACGAGCAAGUUCAGCAAAGGAUGUCGAUUCGCAUUUCCUUUGGGAGUUGAUUCAUCUUCGUAGCCAGCUCCAGCGCCGCUCAGAGAAGAUUUAUGUCCUCUCAAACAGCACAGCUGACUUUCGUAAUGCAUUCCUCAAGACAAUCCGGCAAAUCAUUCGGGAAAGUGUGCGGAAUAUGAGUAUACCCUCAACAAAGCCUGGCUCGUGCACAUCCCUCGUCAGCAACACAGCCACUCUCGGCAGGAAUAUUGCUGUCAGCGCUGGUGCUCACCCACACUCAGAGGGCCCAACAAAAACAACCCCUGGAGGAGUCGUAGUUGUGCAGGGCUCACAUACCCUGGGCAAACCAAGAAAACCACCCAAGCCUCCACAGCGUCACUCAGCUGGAACAAUAGACUACAACAAUCAACACAAACAGCAUCACCAGCAACACCAACAACCGCCAGAACAACACACCCAUGCGCCGUCCCUUUCGACUUUCAGAUCACGUAGCAAGACUGUCUCCGAUGCGCAAGAGGAAGUAGAGGUAAAAAGCUCAAAGCCAGACUUUGAUCCUGGCACAAAAUCAGAAGGAGAGGAAGACAGCUGUCAUCUCGGAGGUAAACAAGGAUCGUCUCUUGGCCGAACGCCAAACCAUUUGACAUUGAGCACGACGUCAACACUCUCCGCAGGCAGCACCGGGAGUCAGGCUAAACUUAUUCAAUCUUCUCAACAGCCAGAAAACUAUCAACCACCGAAAAUUAAAGACCUCGGGUCUCCCGUCUGGAAACCGCGAGAUAUAAGCGAAUCAUUUACACUCCCUCGGAAGAGCAAAGCCGCUUCAACUUCAAACGACCAACGGGCACGCACACUGGGGCGCAAACCAGACCCGUCAAAUCAUAUCGACUCGCCAAAUCCAUGAAAUAAGGCCAGGCUUCGGCCAGGGAAAAUUGUUAUCUGAUCUUGUUGUUUUGUUUGUGUUUUUUUGUUGUACUACAUUCACUGUAUUCGCAGGGAAGCUACACAAGCUAUUACCUUCGUCGCUGUUUGGAGUGUAAUUUUGAAUUAAUUCGUUUCGUCAGCUUUUGCUGGGUUUGGUGCCCACACGCUAUUGGACAUCAUCAUUAGCGGAAAUGAGAAUCAAUGUAACAAACGUCAAGUUUGCCCUGGCUGUGUGUUUAAUUGCCAUUUUGAGGGGGAUUUUGCAUUUAUUGAGGCAGCACAAAGUGUUUGAAAGAGCGCUCCCAAAAUGAGCCAAGAUUUUUAUUAAUCAGGCAACCUGAAUAAAAUAUUACUUGUUCAAGUGGAUGUGUUCUUUUUAGAAAAAAAUAAAGGAAAAAUAACUGUUCAGAAAUAUUUAACAACAAAGCUGCAAGAUGUGGAGACCGUUAUUUUUUGCGUCUUCAUCAAGUAUUCCUGCCUCCAUGUCUGGUAUGAUGAUAGAUUGGACCAAAAAUUUGGAUGCCUCAACGAUUAUUUGCUGACUGAAGGCAAUAGGCUGUCAGAACUUAGCUUUCCAAUUGCACUAAGAGAUGGCUUGUAGUUCAUCCCAUCCUGUAAGAAUUUUUUCUGGAUUUUUCAUUCUUCAAGCUCAAUUUUUUUGGGUGGAUGAGACUUUGCUUUGCUCUCUUGUCACACAAUUGGGGCUCAGCCUGUCAAGCAGCUUAUUCCUUGCUCAAGAUUGGCAGGCCACCAGCUCCAGGUUUUGAUUAUCAUUACAAAUAUGCAAAAUACAUUUUAAACCUCCACGGAACUUAUUCUUAAUACACCAACUAUCUGUCACCCAAUGUGAGCAGUGUCUCUUAAAUGCAUUCACACACUGGCUUCAUAGCUCUGACUAGGGUAAUUAACAAGAAGAAAAUGCUCAUGUGUCGGACUUUUCAAUUCUUUGCGGUUAAAUUCAAUCAUAAAAUUGAAAAUCUGAAAUUCUUGACCACAAUAGCGGAGUAUUCUGUGCCUCUUCUGAGCUAAUGUAUAUGGCUUGCUCCUAAUUUUUGAAGUGAAUCAUGUUUUUACUGGGCUAACUUUCUAAGUAUCUCAAAAUUUAGCAUUGAUUCUUGAUAUCUCUGCUCAAAUAGAAUUUUAUCAACGUUCUGACAUGAGGGAGGCCUUGAUACAUAUAUGUCAGCUAAUUUAAAAGCAACAAUGGCUUCAGUUUUGAGGUAUGCAAAGUGUUUUUUCAAGAAACUAAUUUAUGAAACUAAAACGAUUAAUGAAUGCUCUCCCAUUUGAAGAAGUGGAAUUAGCUCAUUGAAAUUUGAACCAUUUCUUUUGAGAGAGAACUUCUUGUAAGUUACCCUAGAUCUGGUCGCUCAAUUUUUUUUACUGGCAAAAUAAUAGAUAUGAUGUCUCUUUUUUUGAAUUUGUUAUAAGGAAGGUUUCUGAUGAUUUGCAAUGUUUCAAUGUGUCAUCAGAAUAUACCUUAAGAAGGAAGUAUUUUCUUUAGUCGUGUGACUCAUUUUGCUGAUCUCAUUGCACUCGGCUAAGCGUAAUUCUAUUUCUCACUAGUUGAGGUACCAUGAUUUUCUCAUUUAUGAAGUCAGUAACUAUAGCACAUCCUCUCUUCUUUUUCAGUUUUUUAAAGUAUACUAAGAAUUAUACAAAGCAGAAUUUUUAAGAUUUUUGAUUUCAAGAUUAGUUGAGAGUUGGAACUACUGUGUGAAGAGUAAGUAUUUAGCUUCAGAUUUUUGUAAAACACUAAGUGCAAAAUAAUCUAUCGCUGAUAUGCAUCUAAGGUCAGCAAACACACUUGUGAUUUGGUUGGUUGAAUAGUGUCAGAGGUUGAAUUACUAUGUGCUCAGUUCUUGAAUUUUAAUGAACUUGCCUAGAGAAUAAAGAGAAAGAUUGUAUUUUCAGGGCACUGUGUUAGAAAGUUAACUGCUACAACUGAUAAUUAAUAGGUUUUUCACUGAAAUUUUUGGUAUCUCCUCUCCUGAGAAAAAAAAGAGCACUGUUUUUAAAGUUUUAUUUUGCUGCUGAAUUUUUCUAUUCAUUUUUCUGUGCGGAAACUCUGCUGUUGAUGUGCCAAACUUUUCUCUUGCUUCCCAUUUUUUUAUUGUACAUCUUUUAUUUUUCUUCCUUCUUCCAGCACAUUAAAACUCUCUGCUCCUAGAUAGUGACUACCAAUUUAAAUUAAUUAUAAUUUCUAAUUUUUUUAACACGGUGCGGAAGAAUCGAUUUCAAGUUGAUUCAACUUCGCGAAAAUAGCUCAAAAGUAAAUACUAGUCACAUACCUUAUAAAUCUAGUCUUAAUUGUAUCAUGAUCUAUUUCAGUAAGUUAGUAAUUUAUUAAAAUUUAUUACAAAAUGUUAAAAAAGUGAAAAAAAAAAUUAUGAGAUAUUGAGUAUUUUAUGAAUGUACACAACCAUUACAAAUUUAUUUAAAACUUGUAUGCAUACAGUUAUAUAAGUAACUCAGUGAUUUCUUUCUUCCUUUAUUGUUUGAAAUGUUUAACUAGAAUUGGGGAAUUUUUUGGGGAAAAGUUGUUAGGGAGGAGGCCAUACUAGAAAAAUUUUCUGGAUAAUCAAUCUUUCUUUCCACCCCCGCAGUACUUCAAAAAUGUCAUGCUUUUAACCGACUGGAUCAGGUCAAAUGUGAGUAUCAAAGAAUUGUGUUGCCAUCUUUGGGAGACUUUGGAGAGUAGUAGAAAAGCAAUGGCAUUGGUUCAAAUGGAAACAGUUUUCAAUCCUACAAGACAUUGUCUUUUGAAAAAUACAGUAGAUCCUAUCAUCCAUUAGGCACGUUAUGAUUUCUUCUGCCUUGGUUUCUUUGAUCAUUGAAGGAUGCAUUUGCAAAAGUGGCCUCUCAUCGUGCGCUCAUGAUGGGAUCCUUGGUGAAAGUAACACUAAUUGUUGUGUCCUUGCGUCCUUGAUAUGACAUGCACUGUAUUAUUUAAAAGGCAAUAUUUUUCAUAAUCUAUGACUUUGAGUUUUGGCCUUUAUACCAAUGUUCCUACUUCAUGCAUGUCUGUCUAUAUCAAAGGUCAAAAUAUAAUAAUUUAAAACAUGCAAUGGAGCUCUAGACAAGGUGCGAAUUAAAACACUACUCAAGAUGUUUUCUCUCCAAAAUUUCAUGACGAAAACGAAUCAUGCAAUAGGAAGUCUGAAAAUCAACUUCUGAACAAGAUAUAAGUGUUUAUAAUUAACAUCAGUUAAAUGACUUAAAUGGCAAAAAUACAAAUGACGUCAUUUGUAUAAUCUAACGUCUAUCUAAUCUGUGUUAAAAAUAUUUGCUAAUAUCUCGCUCAGGAUUGAUUUCCAAAAUUCCUGCCGUAUGAUCCGCUUUCUAUGUAAGAUUUUGAAGAGAGUUUAUGUAACAUUAAUUCCUAGUUCAGACCCUAUCUAAUAGUUCAUUAACCAAUUCCUAUCUAUGUUGUGCGGAUAUUUGAAUGAAAUUUGUUGAUAUGUAGUCAGUGUAAGAUAAAGCUGUAAGUAUUCAUCAUCAAAAAUCAUGUUUAAACCCAAUUGAACGGAAUGGGUGAUGUAUUUUAUGCAUCACUGAACUGUUUUGCAUAUACUUGUUAAGGUCAAUUCCCCUUUCAUUAUUUUUUGCUGAAUCUUAUUUUUUUGUGUCUAACGGGUCUUUGUAUCUAUACAUGUCUUAAUGAGCAUACACAAACUUCACAUCUCAAAAAUAUGAAAAAUAUUUCAAAAAAGAUACCAUAUUAAAAUAUAUUGUCCUUUAAAUAUUGCGAGAAAAAAAUAGCAAAAAAGCCUGUUUUUUUUUUUGUUAAAAAUAAAUUUUGGAGGAAAUAAUUAAUUGUCGCAAAAAAAAUUAAAUGGAGAAACUGCAAUGUUCGACAUUUUUUCAAUUUAAAAAAAUGCUCAUGUAAUAUGAUGUUAUAUCAAGGACCAAUUAUAGAUUAGUAUCACGCUAAAAUUUCCGAUUCCCAGACAUUUCUAUUCCCCAAGGGUCACAUACCUAUGUAGCAGUUCUGAGUCCUUCCCAAGGAACACAUCCUGCAUUUUUAUGAGCCUGCUGUGCAACGUCUUCAAAGUGCUCACGAGACGUAGUACUAAAGCUCCCAAAUUGUGAUGCAAUUUAUGAAUGGUCCCUCGAUAAGUUGUGCCCCAAAUCGUUGUCUCCUGCAUGCAGGACCGUAUCUUGUCUGCAUUGUUUCAGUAUUUCUUUAAAGGUUUUAUCUUUUCAUGAGGAAACCUUUCCACAAAUUGUUCUAAAAAUUCCAGCGCCUCUUUUUUUUACGAAAGUGAAGAAAAAUCUGUGGAAAUUUUAACAAAUACAUUCAAUGGUUAUCGAUAGAAAAAUAAAAUGUUGGCAAGAAGUAAUAUAACAAUGCAAUCAAUAUGCAUUCCUAUGUACGAGAGACGACAAAAUGUGUUUAAAGUUUUGAAAUUGUUUCAUUGGCGCCGAUUGUUGUGGUUCGAAAGAAAAAGGAAAGAAAAAUGGCAAUGAACUCCAAAUUCUUCAUGCUUGAAGAUUUUUCCAGAUAGCCUUAUUGAAAAAUUCCCCUUUUUGUUAAUAUUGUACAUUGUGUCAGUCUGUUGUUGAAAGAGAAAAUAUAAGAGCAAGAGGAAUCCUCUCACCAAGUGUUUGUGCACUUUUCCUGGAUAAGGAAAGUAAUUGUGAAUGUAUCUAUUAAGUGAUAAUGAAAUUUGUUAGUUGUUCGUAUCGUUUAUUCAAUGAAAAAAUUUAAAGUUGUAUCGCUGCAUUCAUGAUUUAUAUUGUGUUCCAUUUCCUGUACAGUUUAUGUUUUGCAGCAAGAUUUCUAGAAAUAGGCGAAAAACUUCCAUUGGGUGAUGCUACUUGGUCAUUUCGGUCUUUUUCUCUUGGGUAGCAAUUUCACAUCCCUAGUUUUGUUUUCCUAAAAACUGUCUACAUAAAUGGCUCAGGCAUACCUUUCGUAGAUCACUUACAAAGGGAUCUCCUAACCUCCAUUGUAUUGGAAUAUCAAAGAGAUUGAACAAUUAAAAUAAAAAAAAUUCUGUUUUACCUGAAUGAAAAAUUCCGAUUUGUACUAGCCCCCUUCCGCAGCAAGCUCAUUGCAAAUUACAUGGCGGAUAAAAAUUUUGAGUUUUAACAUUUCCUUAUUUAUGACUGGAGUGUGCAGGGAUUUCAUCCCUGAAAUCACAUCCUAUCAAAUCAAAGAAUAUUUUGAUCAGGGUUCUUUUUUCAAGGCAAAGUUGAAAGCUUGCAAAAUGUGGACGAUGAAUUCUACUGUGACUUCCCCUACUGUCUUCAAGUUAUACAGCAUUCAUCCAUACAUCGAUUUGUGGGGUGAACUUGCACCAAAUAUUAAAAUUCAAAAUUUUUGUAACUAUCAAGAGUAAUAUGUCUUGCUGUAGAGUCUCCAGGAGAAAGCUAGAAAAUUGCAGUCUUAUCUCGGGUGGAUAAUGAAGCAUUCAAUGAAUGAAGCUCUUUGGUAUUUUACGGGUUUUCAUUGAUCCUAGCUGGGCGAAAGAGGUUAAAUCCAUACUGAUCAAGAUAAAUCAUUACUAAUCUUUUGGUGUGACAGGAACCACAUGCAAAAACACAUGAUAACAAGGAAAAAAAUGAAUCAUAAAGAGUGAUAGUUUCCGCUAACUGAACCGUUUGAUUGAAAAAGGAUGAUAAAACCAUAAUCCUCAACAAUUAUCCUCAUUUCUAAACAUAAACAUUAUCAUUGCCCCUGGAUUAUCGACUGCUUUUUCUUUAUGUCAUUAUGAAACAUUUUUCAAGAACGUUUUUAUUUUUUUCUCUGAAAGCCACUCGAAGUAAGGGUGUAUAAAAAGUCAGAGUACAUUAAUUUUCCAAGAUGGAUGGGAUGAUUGAGCUACGUCAGACGCAUUCAAAAGCACCUCUACCAGUGAUGUUAUUUUUUUUCUCUCUCUUUUUUUGGUUUGUUUUGUUAAGAAAUUGGUGAAACAGAUAAUUUCUGAUUUUUGGCUCCUUAUGUUUUUUCAUUGAAUUUAUUUUAUACAAAAUUUUCUUGUGAAGAGACUUAGGUAUUCAACAGGAGAAAUUAAAUUAAUGUUGAAAACAAAGCAUGAUAGCUGAAAAGAAAAAUGAAUGUUUAAAAAAUUACAGAGGAUUCACUCUACCGAUCACAAUCAAAACGUAUGUUAUCUUUAUGAAAUAAAUAUUGGUUCUUUUUGUUUGUUAA